AUGGAUAGUGACUCGGAUUACGAAGAAGAGUUUGAAAUUACUGAAGAUAAAAUACAAUCAAUGCUUAAAUUUUGUGCUAAUGGAUCCAGUAGUUCAAUUAAAAAAUUGUUGAAACUAUAUCACAACGCCAUUAAGUGCAGAUGCUCGAAGAAGGACGAAAAUAGGAACAAAUUUUUUAUAGAGGAAUCUGUUUACUUAGAUUUGAUUGCUAAGUCACAGGAAUAUGCAUCGAUACUGUUUAACCAAACCGGACCUGUGGUUGAUGAGGGUCAAGAUUAUAAAAUUAAAAUUACUGCCAAAACUUUUGUUUUAGAUACUAUACAACUAGUCUCUUCUAAUAAAUCAUUUAUGGAUUCUAUUAAAUUAUCCCUAAUUACUUUAUCUAAACCUAAUAUUUUAAGAUGGAUAGUAGCUAUUGGACACGUUGAAUUACACUUUUUAAAAAUUGUAUUUAAGAUAUUGUCAAAUUAUCCAAAUCAAGGAAUAAGACUUUCUUCAUUUUCACUGCUAAAAUGUUAUUUGGAUAUGAUUAUGUUGCCAGAAUAUAACCUCACUCAAUAUGGACACGCAUUGCAUAAUGGACUAAAAAAAUACAAUCCCAAUGACCUAUCGACCACAAAAAUAAACAACUUUUCAAUUGGUAUAUAUAAAUCAUACCUACGUUCACUAUCUAAGGGAUUAAACCCCAAAAAUUGGACCUUAUCCCGAUUAUCUCGCAAUUGUGUUGUUGAACUUUUGGUGAUGAUUCACAGCGAUAAACUGUACAUUGUCGCAUUUAGGCAACUUAGGAAGAUAGGUAAAGAUACGAUUGAUGCCUGGAAAAAAUCAAAACUGGAUAGCAUAUGCAAUUGGGCAUUUGUAGAAUCUCUUACCAUUUGGGCUACAGUCAUUGGCCGCACAACACCUAAACUAGAUCAUCUCGUAUAUCCUCUGGUGACGAUUUCCACAGCUUCACUAAAAUUAGGUCAAAACAACGAAAGAUUUGCACCAUUUAUUUUGUGCAUAUCGAAGGAGUUGAACCACUUAUCUCGGGAUAUAGACAAGUUUAUACCCAUAGCAUCUCACCUACUUACACUACUGGAUAAAUUGUCUAAAUCAAAGGAGUAUUCUAAAGUUAAAAUGCCAACCAUCGGAAUAAAAAAUAAUGAAAAUAAUAAUAACAACAAAUUGCUAGGUGAAUCGCACUCGGCAUAUGAAGACACUGAUGCCGAACAUGAAUAUAUUAGUGAUGAAGAUUGUGGUAUACAUGUUGAUAAUCAUGCUGCUGAUAAAAGAAAACCCAUGCCAGAACUUGCAAUAUUCAAAUUAUCACUAUCCCAAAAUAAUAAAGACUACAAUGAUAUAAUGUAUCAUGUCGAAGAUCUGUCCAGAAUUAUUAUAACUCAACAUAUAUCACUACUAGCACACCAUCCCUCAUUCCCUGAAAUAAUUUUGCCUAUUGUUAAACACCUGAAGAAGCAUAAGAACAGUAAACCUUGGAUAAGGAAAUUGCUAGGUUUGAUCGAUGAAUCGGCGGACAGGAUUAGGAGCUUGAGGAAAGAGAUCAAGUUUGACAAGGUGAAUCUAGACAAAUUGAUCUUCUUCAAAACAUCUAAAAUACCGAUUAUAACACACAGCUUCCGUGAAAUGGAACUGUUGGAGAAGGGGAUUGCUAGUGUACUAGUUGCCAACUCUAAUAAGCAAUAA
Babesia microti strain RI is the source of this 1686-nucleotide messenger RNA. Its product is annotated as NOC2, nucleolar complex protein 2. The record is from RefSeq and is a predicted model, not a curated record. The transcript has 3 exons. The coding region runs from base 1 to 1686 and encodes 561 amino acids. Gene Ontology annotation, cellular component: Noc1p-Noc2p complex; nucleoplasm; nucleolus. Gene Ontology annotation, biological process: ribosomal large subunit biogenesis. Lineage: Eukaryota; Apicomplexa; Aconoidasida; Piroplasmida; Babesiidae.